Penicillium olsonii is the source of this 534-nucleotide messenger RNA. The record is from the annotation of a GenBank genome assembly. Lineage: Eukaryota; Fungi; Ascomycota; Eurotiomycetes; Eurotiales; Aspergillaceae.
AUGACCUCCAACGAGCCUCUCCCAGAACAUCUGGAUCCAAAAACUUACCCGCGCAUACAUCAUGACGCAGCUCACAAUAUCCACGUAACGCUCACCUACGACGUCCUGGACGCAAACACCUAUCUCUCACAAACCUCCUCCCCCGCAGCGGGCGCAAACAUUCUCUUCCUCGGAACCACACGCGAUACCUUUGAGGGACGCUCGGUCUCUCAACUCAGCUAUACCACAUAUCCACCACUUGCGUUGAAGACGCUCGCGAAGAUUGCGGCGGCUGCCGUUGAAACCCAUAAGCUUGAGGGCGUGAGCAUUGCGCAUCGGCUGGGCAUUGUGCCUAUUGGGGAGGCUUCGAUCGCUAUUACAGUUAGCUCUGGGCAUCGUGGAGCGGCAUGGAGGGCUGGCGAGGAGGUCUUGGAGGCUUGUAAAGAGAAGGCGGAGAUUUGGAAGAGGGAAGAGUUCGUUGAUGGGGGGAUGGAGUGGAGGGCAAAUGCUGAUAGAGAUGCUGAAGGGAGGCUUUUGAAGAAGGAAGAAGCAUGA